AAAUAAUUCGUUUAAUAAUUAAGCCCAGUACCCUACGCAGUGCGAGUGCGUAACCGAUAUCUAGUAUAUAUUUCGAUAGAUCGAAAUCAUGGUAGUGUUGGAGACGGAGAAGGCAAUCUGUGUUUUUAUGUCAAAUACGUGCGCGUGUGUGUGUGUGCUGUAAUUCCAUCGCCACUUUCGAUUCGGAGUUCGUUAGAAACAGCAUUAGUUCGCAUUUUUUUACCAGUAGCCUAGUCCCUAUUCAAGUGAAACAGGAUACUCCAACUUCACAUACUCAAUAAAUAGUUACAACACCCACUCAACCACACAGCAACAACAAGUUUAACGAGUUUUUUGUAUCAUCAUUACUUAGUUUUUUGGUUAAUAAUACACAAGUGAGCAGCGAACUGCAGGGGAGCGAGAUAUCAAGAAACAAUCCAAAAUCCACACACACUCGAACAGAAAUCAAAAGCUUCGCUCUCUCGCACACACACGCACCAACCACCACCACCUCAACUAUCACAAACACCACGACAGAGAGAGAGCGGCAAGUGAAUCACGGCGAAUCGAAACCGAUCCGAAUCCACUCCGGAGCCGAAUAAGAACUGAUCCUACCAUCAAACGCAUCCAAUAAACACGGCCGCCAACAUGCAGAGCGACUUUCACAGAAUGAAGAACUUUGCCAAUCCCAAGUCCAUGUUCAAAACCAGCGCCCCCAGCACCGAGCAGGGUCGUCCGGAACCACCCAAGGCCGAGGCGCCCGCCAAGACCGAGGCUAAGGAUGUCAAGCCCAAGGAGGAUCCACAGGAGGCUGGCGAACCAGCAGGAAACACUGCAACCACCAACGCUCCCGCCGGCGACGAUGCUGUGCGCACCGAGCACCUGUUCAAACACCCGCUCAUGAACGUCUGGACGCUGUGGUACCUUGAAAACGAUCGGUCCAAGUCCUGGGAGGACAUGCAGAACGAGAUCACCAGCUUCGAUACCGUCGAGGACUUCUGGAGCCUGUACAACCACAUCAAGCCCCCAUCAGAGAUCAAGCUGGGCAGUGACUACUCGCUCUUCAAGAAGAACAUUCGUCCCAUGUGGGAAGAUGCAGCCAACAAACAGGGUGGUCGUUGGGUCAUUACCCUUAACAAAAGCUCCAAGAGCGAUCUGGAUAACCUAUGGCUCGAUGUGCUGCUUUGCCUGAUUGGCGAGGCCUUCGAUCACUCCGAUCAGAUCUGCGGUGCCGUUGUAAACAUUCGCGGCAAGAGCAACAAGAUAUCCAUCUGGACUGCCAACGGAAACAACGAGGAGGCUGCCCUUGAGAUUGGUCACAAACUGCGCGAUGCCCUGCGUCUGGGACGUAACAACUCGCUGCAGUAUCAGUUGCACAAGGACACGAUGGUCAAGCAGGGCUCCAACGUGAAAUCGAUCUACACUUUGUAGGCUGCCUGGCCACGCUUCACAAUCGUUAUAAACAACAGUAGCGAUUGAUCGAUCGUAACUCUUGUCCAAGACCCGCGUAACGAAACCGAAACAGACCCCUUUGUUAUCAAAAAUCGGCAUAAUAUAAAAUCUAUCCGCUUUUUGUAGUCAUUGUCAAUAAUGGAUUUAACGGAAAACUAUAAUAAUAAAAACCUACACUAAAACCGGA
Messenger RNA from Drosophila teissieri, 1618 nucleotides. It is a transcript of the gene eIF4E1, whose product is annotated as eukaryotic translation initiation factor 4E1. Gene Ontology annotation, molecular function: translation initiation factor activity; RNA 7-methylguanosine cap binding. Gene Ontology annotation, biological process: translational initiation. Bases 628 to 1410 code for a protein of 260 amino acids. Lineage: Eukaryota; Metazoa; Arthropoda; Insecta; Diptera; Drosophilidae. The transcript has 6 exons. Gene Ontology annotation, cellular component: cytoplasm; eukaryotic translation initiation factor 4F complex. The record is from RefSeq and is a predicted model, not a curated record.